Drosophila takahashii is the source of this 1829-nucleotide messenger RNA. It is a transcript of the gene Dolk, whose product is annotated as Dolichol kinase. The record is from RefSeq and is a predicted model, not a curated record. Gene Ontology annotation, molecular function: dolichol kinase activity. NCBI's taxonomy places the organism in Eukaryota, Metazoa, Arthropoda, Insecta, Diptera, Drosophilidae. Gene Ontology annotation, cellular component: endoplasmic reticulum membrane. Gene Ontology annotation, biological process: dolichyl monophosphate biosynthetic process.
CAACAACAGCCCACGACCAGCUGGUCCAGUGCAUCCAAAACACCAUCAAUUUCCCGAAGAGUGCAGGAAAAGCGUGGGGUUUUCUCCCCACCUUGACCCAUUUGCGGAUACACAAAACAUUUGCGAUUUCGCCCAAGUCAUGUUCUGAGCCACCUGAUGAUGCGGAGCCCAGAAUCGGACACUGAGCACUCGGAAUCGGACUCCAUCGGUUCCACGGACAGUCAGUCCAGUGGACUGGGAGGUGUGCGCCACCAGCGACGGAGCACCAGGCGCCCGGAUGUUUUCAGCCUGAAGGCCAUGUCGCCCAGACCCAAUGCCGGACCCGGCGGCUGGUUAUGUCUGCUGCUUCCGCUGGCCUUGGGCGUCCGCCUGUUGCACGCCCCGCCAAAAUGCAAGGAUCAGGCCAGGAUGCAGUCGAUCCUCACCGUUUCUGCCGGCGGCAUGGCCCUGGAGACCCUCUGCUUCUUCAUCUACGCCUUCGUGAAGACGGGCAUCUUGGUUAAAUGCCUGGUGAGCCUGCUGCCCGGAGUGGUCACCAGUCUGACCUUCUAUCUCCUAGUGGACACCUCUAUUAUCUUCGCUGUACUAGUUGGAUUCCUACUGACCUCCUCGUAUCAGCAAAUCUAUAUUUACACUCUGCGUGGCUUCGGGGGAUCCUUCACUUAUGGCGAGGCCUCUGUUUUCAUCCAGGGACUGGUGCUCUUCGCAAUGAGCGCCGUCCACCGACUGGGCGGAUUUUUCUGCGGCGGCUCCUGGCCAUCUGAUGAGUUUGAGAUCCUCAACAUGAUUAUGGUGAAUGCACUUUUUUGGCUACUGGUGUUCUGCCUGGCUCUCGUCUUGUUUCCAUCGCUUCGGAAGCCGUAUCGCUUUUACCUGUGGACGCUGCAGCUCCUGUUGGCUGUUACAUGCAUGCCGGUGACUCGUCCGCUUCCUCUCUUGGCCCUCAUCCAGUUUCUCCUCCGGGAUCAGGAUCGCCUCAGCAUCUUGGUCUUCUAUCUGCUGCUGGUUGUACUAACCUGCAUUACGGUGGCCUGGCAAAUUGGUAGCGCCUCGAAGGCCAACACGCGAGUACGGAAGAUCUUCCAUUUGCUAAUCGUGCUGGUCUAUAUCCCCGGAUUGGUCUUUGAGUGCGCCCUGCUGUACUUGGCAACUGGAGUGGCAUUGGCUGCCUUUGUGGUGCUGGAAAUUCUACGUCUCCUGAAGAUCCCUCCGUUGGCUGACAGACUCGCCGAUGCCUUCCGCUCCUUCAAAGAUGAAAAGGACGCCGGAGAACUGGCUUUGACUCCGUUCUGUCUGCUUAUCGGUUGCUCUAUGCCCAUUUGGAUGACCCCGUGUCCCUGUUCCGGAGACGAUACAUUGGCUUUGCUCUCGGGAAUACUGGCAGUGGGCGUAGGAGACACUGCAGCCAGUGUAGUGGGCUCGAAGCUGGGCCGCAAUAAGUGGGGAAGAUCCUCCCGCUCUUUAGAAGGCACCAUCGCCUUUGUGGUGUCUAUCCUUUUGGCCGUCUGGCUGUUGGAGAUUGGUGGCUUGGUAGCUAUGACCCAAGCCAAAUGGUUUGCCACCAUUUUCGCGGCAUUGAAUUCUGCUUUGGUGGAGGCCUUCACCGACCAGGUGGACAACCUGGUGCUGCCCCUAAUAUUCUAUACUAUUGUGGGCCUGGCCUAAUCAAUCUGCAAUUGGAUGUAAAUAAGUUAUGAUGUCCGCAUUCCUCGGUGUAUUUAUGUGUACAAUUCCUCGGUGUAGUUAAGCGUAGAGUUAGACCAUUGGUUAUACUUCAAUCAAUCAAAACGUUAAAUUUUAGAGUUUAAAAAACUCAAUAUUCAUCUUAA